Cygnus olor (mute swan) is the source of this 3478-nucleotide messenger RNA. RefSeq names its product ankyrin repeat domain-containing protein 50-like. The record is from RefSeq and is a predicted model, not a curated record. Lineage: Eukaryota; Metazoa; Chordata; Aves; Anseriformes; Anatidae. Gene Ontology annotation, molecular function: protein binding.
AUGCCCCGUGCCCCCCCAGACCCCACGGAACCUGGCAGCCUGCAGCAGGGCAACUCCUUCCACUGGGCCCCGCAGCGGCUGCGACAGCAGCUGGCGCAUAGGCAGGGGGGCGGCGUGAUGCUGACCGGGGGUCCCGGCUGUGGCAGGACGGCUCUCUGCACCGAGCUGCUGUGGCCGACCUCAGCAGCCAGGCACCGUGCCGGUCUGGCCGCUCGGGUGCUGGGCUGGCACCUCUGCCAGGUGCAGGAUGCCGACACGCUCUCGCCCCACCGCUUUGUCCUGGGGCUGGUGCGGCCCCUGGAGCGCUCCCCGCUGCUGCAUCGGUACCGGCUGGCCCCUGCCCCGCUGCCUGCUGACAGCAAGCUGGACCCAGAUGUGGCCUUCAAGAGGAGAGGGACGACAGGCGUAGCUCCCAGCACUGCACCGGGGUCUCCUGCAGGGCUGUGCUGCUGCACCCCGGAGCAGCCCCUGCUGCUGCUGGUGGGUGCCCUGGAUGAGGGGAUGCUGGUGGCUGAGGGUGAGUGGAAGCUGUCGGGAUGCAGCGGCAUCAUCGCAGAGCUGCUGGCCCGGCACCAGGCCCUGCUGCCCCCCUGGCUGCUGUUGGUCUGCUCGGCAUGCCGGCACGGCAAGGCGCUGGCCAGGAGCUUCACUGGCUUCUGCUGCCUGUGCCUGGAUGACUUGCAGAAGGUGGCGGUGGUGCAGGACGUGCAGCAGUACAUCCUGUGCCGGCUGGACCACGAGCCUGCCCUGUGCCAGCACCUGACACAGCAGACUGACAAGGUGCUGAACCAGCUGCACAUCAAGAGCAGUGGCUGCUUCCUCUACGAGCAGGUGCUAGAUGGGGUGGCUGCUGGCACUAUUGUGCUGCGUGAGCUGCGGCACGUCCCUGGCACCCUCAACAGCCGCUACCUCUGGCUGUGCCGGCACCUCUUCCCACCACCACUCUUUGCCCUCACCCGCCUGCUGCUUGGCUGCUGGCUGCGCCCCGGCCCCUGCACCCCAAGGAGCUGUACCAGGCGCUCUGGGCACACUGCGCCGGUCCGAAGCCCAGCCCCAGCUGGGAUGACUUCCAGCAGCUGCUGGAGGCACUGGGCACACUGCUGGCAGAUGGCCCUGGUGGCACCAAGCUACUCUUCCAUGCCAGGCGGUUGGACGCUGCUGGCCAGCGCAGCCCACAGCGGGCACCACGAGGAAGCCAGGCUGCUGCUGGCGCAGGGUGCGGUGGAGGUGGCUGAUGCCAGCGGGCAGACACCUCUGACACUGGCUGCCCCUCAAGGCCACACCGAAGUGCUGCAGUGCCUGCUGGCCCACGGCACCGACAUCAACCGGCCGGACUGGGACGGCUGGGCUGCCCUGCGCUCAGGCACCUGGGGCGGGCACACCGAGGCUGUGGCCACGCUGCUGUGGAUGGGCGCAGAGGUGGACAGAGCAGACGCCGAGGGCCGCACAGCACUGCGGGCAGCCGCCUGGGGCAGCCACAAGGAUGUUGUCUGGAUGCUGCUGUGGCACGGUGCCUGUGUGGACCAGGCUGAUGCUGAGGGCCGGACCCCCCUCAUUGCCGCUGCCUACAUGGGCCACUGCCCCAUCGUGGAGCUGCUGCUGCCCCAUGGCACCAACCCCAACCCUGCCGAUGCCAACAGGCACACAGCACUCUCAGUGGCUGCCCUCUGUGUGCCAGGCGGCUGGGGCUACAGCAAGGCGGUGAGGCUGCUGCUGGAGCACGGUGCCUAUGUGGAGCAGCGUGACUGUGAUGGAUGGCCUCACACCCCUGCUGGAGCUGCCUACGAGGGCCACACCGAGAUGGUGGAGCUGCUGCUGGAGGCCAGCACCCAGGUGGACGAGGUGAAUGUGGCUGGGCACACAGUACUGCUGGUGGCCGCCACCGUGGGCCACAGGGCAGUGGUCAGCGCACCGCUCUUCUUGGGGGCAGCCAUGGACCGCACGGACCCCGAGGGGUGGACAGCGCUGGCUGUGGCAGCAGUACAGGGCAGCACAGCCAUGGCACAGGCACUGCUGGCCCGGGGGCUGGACGAGAAGCACGGUGACACACGGGGCUGGAGCCCACUGCACCUGGUCGCACAGGAGGGCCACUGCCCCUGCCUGCGCCUGCUGCUGAAGAGCCGCCCACCCCUGGACCGCUGCAGCCACGAUGGCCGCGCUGCCCCGGCCAUUGCUGCCCUGCAUGGCCACCGCCCCGCCGCUGAGCUGCUGCUGCACUACAGGGCUGACCGCAACCUCCCUGAUGCUGAGGGCUGGCCCCUGCUGUACCUGCUGGUGCUGGAGGAGCACCCAGCGCUGGCAGAGCUGCUUCUGGUGCACGGGGCCGACCCCAAGGGCUGGGACACCCAGGGGCGCACAGCACUGCACGUUUCCUGCUGGUGGGAGUCAGUGCAGCUGCCGCUGCGGCACGGGGCCCAGGUGGGCGCAGUGGACAGGGAGCAGCGCUCAGCCCUGCGCUUGGCCUCCUGGCAGGGCCAGACCACUGCCGCCUGCUAGCUGCUGGACUGUGACACCCACAUCGGCCAGGCCUGCAGCCAAGGGGUGAUGGCUCUGGGCAUCGCCACCCAGGAGGGCCAUGUUCUGCUGGAACGCGGCACCAACCCUUGCCUUGCUGACAGCCAUGGCUGGACCCCUGCCCUGGCUGCCCAGCGUGGCCACGCCGCCAUCCAGUGCCUGCUGGAGCAGCACGGGGCCCCAGCAGUGCCACCCCACACAGCCCCAUGCGGCCACUCACCUGUCUGACACCUCCCCAGGGACCUCGCCAGCCUCCUCCGCUGGCUGCUCGCUGGCCGUGGCCGUGCCUGUGGUGCUGGCGCCUUGCAGCCACCCCACUGGGUCCAAUGGGCUCUUGUGGCCGCUGUUGUCCUUCACCACGCAGGAUGCCCGGCUGCACCCCAAGCAGGCACUCGAGCUGCAGUUUGAGGGGCCAACCUGCAGCCACGACUGCAAAAAGGAGACCCUGCUCUGAGGGUGUGUGGCCCUGCCCAGCACGUGCCUGGGGACAGAAGCAGGGGGCUGGCCGGGGGGGGUAAUUGUGAGCCCCCACCCCAUCAUCAGGUUAGCCCUGCAGUUACCCUGUCUGCUCUGCCUACACGUGGAGGGGGAUGGAGGUGCUUGGAAGAAGGUGCCUGCCUGGCUGCAGGACAGACGGACGGACAGGUUGACAGUCCCACGUGCCAGGCACAAGCAGUGCCCAGUGCUGGGCAGGGCAGGCUGCGGUCCCAGCCCGGAGCUCAUCCAGGAGCAGCAGCAGUGCAGGCAGGGGGCUUGGACACCGGAGCCACCCCAGCCUUACGCAGCGGGGUUGGAGCCCUGGCUGCAGCCCCCUGUCCAAGUCAAGCCCCAUGGGGGCUGGAACCCACUGGUGGUGCCCUAGGCCCCCACACUUUGCAGAUGUUUGUACAACAAAUAAACACCAUGACCUGCUGCAGCUGUGUCCCUGCCCUGAGUGUUGGGGGGGGGGUGGGGAGCAGGGUGC